Messenger RNA from Vigna umbellata (rice bean), 1169 nucleotides. Its product is annotated as proteasome inhibitor-like protein. Gene Ontology annotation, molecular function: endopeptidase inhibitor activity; proteasome binding. NCBI's taxonomy places the organism in Eukaryota, Viridiplantae, Streptophyta, Magnoliopsida, Fabales, Fabaceae. Gene Ontology annotation, biological process: proteasome-mediated ubiquitin-dependent protein catabolic process. The record is from RefSeq and is a predicted model, not a curated record.
AAAUACUGGAAGUCUCUCCAAUUCUUCCAAAGCACGUCUAAACCCUCAUCCACCCCAUUUUAAUUUGAUAGUAAUUGAACUAUUCAGUUUCAAAAGUUUUCUGAAUUACAACAGAAACACAAGAAUUUGCCAUUGUUGAAAACGUGGAUGGCGAGUGAAAAGUCGGUGCUUGCCGUGAUCAGGGCCGCGAGGCCAACCUUCCGCAAUCGAAACGAUAAAAUCGCCUUUGCCAUUCACUCCUCCUUCCUAGCCUCCGGCUAUGUCCUUACCGCCACGGGUCCCCAGGCUCUCUCCGACAAUGUGUUUUCUGACCCAUCAAAUGAUGAAGUAUCCGUUGAUAACUGGAACGAGCUAAACGAAGAGUACGCGUUCGUUUACGCGAAUCCAGAAAAAGGGUCGGAGAAAGUGCUUGUCAAGUGCCUUGUCAUGAAUGACAAAUUGCUAGUUCAUGUUUUGUCUCAAGGGUCGUCCGAGCCUUUAAGCCUCGAGAUUGAUGUUGGAGACUAUGCCGGAGAGGAUGGGGGCAGCAAUUAUGCUCAGCAGUUCAAGAAUUUGGGUAAGCUUGUGAAGAGAAUCGAUGGGGACAUCUUGUCUAAAUUAGAUGGUUCUGCUAAUGCCAGCUCAUCAAGUAGAAGCUCAGAAACAAGGGACAGAACUAGACAAGAGAUACCUGAGCCUGUUGGUGGAUUUGGUGAACCUGCUGGUCCUCCAACUCAGAUUAUUUUCCCUUCAGUUCCCAUUGGUUCUGGUAGUGAUCUUGUUCCUGGGCCGCCUGCUGGAGUGCUUCCUUCAAGGGGUGGUCAUGGCAUUGGUGGGAGCAUGCAUUUAGGGCCUAAUGACCCCAUGUGGUUUGGUGGUAUUGGUCGAGAUCCUGCUUUUCCUGGAGGAAUGCCGGGUCUUCCUCCGGGCGCGCGUUUUGAUCCAUAUGGUCCUCCUGGUGUUCCUGGUUUUGAACCCAACCGAUUUGCAAGGAAUCCUAGGAGACCAGGAUAUGACGGUCAUCCAGAUCUGCAACAUUUUCGAAGAGACGCUGAUUCAGACUACAUAUAGAUAUAUAUUAUAUUUUAGUUGUCGUAAUAUGGUCGGGUUCUAUCUACGAACAAGUUGUCUAGUCAAUCUACUAAAACAAUUUCAGCAAACACUAUACUCUGGAUUAUUCUUCAUGCGGA